Fusarium venenatum is the source of this 585-nucleotide messenger RNA. RefSeq lists its product as uncharacterized. NCBI's taxonomy places the organism in Eukaryota, Fungi, Ascomycota, Sordariomycetes, Hypocreales, Nectriaceae. Gene Ontology annotation, molecular function: sequence-specific DNA binding; zinc ion binding. The record is from RefSeq and is a predicted model, not a curated record. Gene Ontology annotation, biological process: regulation of DNA-templated transcription.
AUGAACAAGCUCAGUCGCCCAGGCCAGCAGAAUUAUUUCAUUAUAGCAAGAUCUGCGACCCAGCAGGACGAUCAGCACAGCUGUGAAGACCCUGAACAAUUUGGCCAGCCACUUUACGAUGUCCCGCUAUUUCAGACAAAGGCCAUUUCAUCGAACCUGACUGCAAAGCCGGACAGUCAAAACACAUAUGAUGUACAACUUCAUUCCCAACCACGUACACAGACGCCUUCUCGAAAUCCGCCCAGACUGCACACUGAACGGCGUCGUCAAAGUCUGAAGAGGAAUCACGUUAGUCGCUCGUGCUUCAGUGAGGAAUCUGUCUCUGAACAGGAGACCGUAUACUCGCGGCAGGCGAAAUCAGAGCCAGCCAAGGCCUCUGGAUCGUGUCGGUCAUGCACGUUUUGCGACGAGACAGAGACUCCUAGGUGGCGUAAGGGACCUGGUGGACGCCGGACCCUCUGCAACGUUUGCGGUUUAAUCUAUGCCAAGAGGCGGUCGAAAGGUAAAUCACCGAUACUUACCGGAGGACAUAGUCGUGGUACCCGUGGCACCGUCUCCGACCUCUUCACGACAAUCAUAACUUGA